Diceros bicornis minor is the source of this 543-nucleotide messenger RNA. RefSeq names its product cytochrome c oxidase subunit 6A1, mitochondrial. Lineage: Eukaryota; Metazoa; Chordata; Mammalia; Perissodactyla; Rhinocerotidae. The coding region runs from base 22 to 351 and encodes 109 amino acids. Gene Ontology annotation, molecular function: enzyme regulator activity. The record is from RefSeq and is a predicted model, not a curated record. Gene Ontology annotation, biological process: mitochondrial electron transport, cytochrome c to oxygen. Gene Ontology annotation, cellular component: mitochondrial inner membrane. The transcript has 3 exons.
CUGCGGCGGUCCAGGUCGGAAAUGGCGGCAGUGGCUGCGUCUCGGGUGUCUGGGCUGCUGGGUCGCUCCCGGGCACAGCUGGGGCGGCGUAUGUCGAGUGGCGCCCACGGCGAGGAGGGCUCAGCUCGCAUGUGGAAGGCCCUCACCUACUUCGUCGCGCUCCCCGGGGUCGGGGUGAGCAUGCUGAACGUCUUCCUGAAGUCGCACCACGGAGAGCACGAGAGACCCGAGUUCGUCGCCUACCCUCAUCUCCGCAUCAGGUCCAAGCCGUUUCCCUGGGGAGAUGGUAACCAUACUCUAUUCCAUAACGCUCAUGUGAAUCCACUUCCAACCGGCUAUGAAGAGGAAUAAAGAGAACUGGGACCACCGCCCAAUGGGGACCACAGCACUGGUUUGGACUAUUACUGUGCACAUGGACCAGAAAAGUGUAUGGGACCUUAAGCUUGCCUUCCUCACUUGUAUCAAAUGAUGACCAAUAUACUGAUCUUCCGUCUUUGCUUAUGGCAGGAGAUGGCUUAAAUAAAUAGAUUAGUCAUGAGCUGA